AGGUACCGGAAGCCAAUUCGUUUUGGCGGGAAGGGAAAGGUGCGAGUCACAGCCAUCAAGCUCGUAAAAAUUCGCGCGAGACACCGGCGCGGUCAGGACGCGUGGUUCAUAAUUUUCUACAUCGAUGAGCGCACAGCAUUUCUUGGACACGCUGAGCAGACAUGGACUAGACGAGUUUUAUCCAAACUUUUCCACAGAAGGCAUUACACAGUUAGAGAGUUUCAUAGAGCUCUCUGUACAGGACUACGCAAACUAUGGCAUAAAAAGUGCAGACGAUAAGAGAAAGUUCGUUGCUCUCGCCCAGACCCUCAAAAAAGAAGGAAUUAGGCCAGCAAGCAAUGAAAAAUCUCCUCUUCCUCAGAAGCGGUCAUCUUCUGUAGCACGACUCAAUGCUUUCACCCCUCCUGAAAAGCAAGCACGACGCCUUACUUUAGGUGGCGAAAACCUCACACGAAGUCCCAUUAAGACACCUCCUUCACGUAGAUUGUCGUUUAUACCCAAAUCUGGAAGCCCCAGAAAGAUACUUUCUCCAGCCAAACAUUCACCUAUAUCUCACAAAUCACCAAGCAAAGUCAAAACUCCUCCACGUAUUGCACGAACAGCCAUUCAAAUCCAGCAAGCCUUAAAGUCUGUUUCCUUCAGCCCUACAAAGGAUAAGCUACUUCAGCAUGAGAGUAGCUCAGAUGAUGAAGAAGAAUUGAAGAAGACAGUGGCGGCGCCUAUUCUGGAUACUUAUGGCAUCCCGACGGCAUCCAGUCGAUCUGGAAACUACUCUAAAACCAAUGGAAACGUAAAUAAGUCGCAAGCAUCAAUAGCAACAUCUGGGUCAAGUGACUUGAAUCAACGGAUACGAGUGUGCGUACGCAAGAGGCCCCUUAGUCGUCGGGAAGUUGCGGCCGGCGAGAAGGAUAUUACGCCCGUUGCCGGUUCUCGCAGUAUUAACGUCAAUGCGCCAAAAGUCAAGCUGGAUCUGACUCGAUUUACAGAGCAGCACUCUUUUACGUUUGAUGAAGUUUUCGAUAGCAGUAUCACCAACGCUCAGAUAUAUCAACGAACAGCAAAACCUCUUGUACAGUAUAUAUUCACAGGCGGCAAGGCAACCUGUUUUGCAUAUGGCCAAACCGGUUCGGGAAAAACGUAUACUAUGUUGGACCAAGGCAGAGGAUUAUACGUUCAAGCGGCUCAAGAUAUAUUUGCGAUGCUUGCACGGGAAGAAUACGCACACUUAUCCGCUUGGGUCGGCUUCUAUGAGAUAUACCAAGGACAUCUAUAUGAUUUGUUAAACGAUCGCAAACGACUAAUCCCUCGUGAUGAUGGAAAUAAUAACGUUGUCAUAUCCGGGUUGAAAGAAUUUGCUAUUGCGGACGUUGACCGUUUGUUCAAAGUUUUUGAUCAUGGAAGUCAAGCUAGGACUACAGGCAAAACUGGAGCUAACAAUAACUCAUCUCGGUCUCAUGCGGUACUGCAAAUUUUACUGAAGCCAAAAAAGAAUAGCUCUGUGAUUGCUGGCAAAUUGAGCUUUAUUGACCUUGCGGGCAGUGAACGCGGUGCGGAUCGAGGUGAUGCCAACACAAAGACUAGAAUGGAAGGAGCAGAAAUCAACAAGAGUCUUCUUGCUCUGAAAGAGUGUAUUCGUGCAUUGGACCAGGACUCCAGACACACCCCAUUUCGUGGUAGCAAACUUACUCAAGUGCUAAGAGACUCUUUUAUUGGGAACUCGAGAACUUGUAUGAUUGCCACUAUAUCACCAAAUGGAUCAAACAGUGAACACACUUUGAAUACUUUGCGUUAUGCUGACAGGGUGAAAGAGCUGAAAGGCGAGCAAGACGGAGGAGGCUCUUUCAUUGAGGAUGAUCUGCAGGACGAUUUCCAAGUCAUGGCUGAACAAACUGCAGGAUCAACAGAAGCUACAGACGGAACUUCGCUUGAGCAAGACAAGACUGAUGCAGAAGAGGAUCAGGUACUACAGGCUGACGGGCAAGAAAACAUUUUUGACGAAGAUUUUCCUCAGGAAGGCACCAAAAACGAGCUACUAGCAACACCUACCUCUCAACGCAUACAAACACAAAGCAUGGCCACACCACAGCGUCGACAACAUUAUUUGCGCAGAUUGUCUUCUCCAACUGAUCAAGUAUUGAAUGAUCUGGCAUCGACCACUAACGCCGACUCAUCCACCAAGCCGAGCUGGCCAUAUUCGCACCGCAGUCCACCACUACCAUCGGAGCGUCCAAAUAAUGAUCAGAUGCUAGACUUUGUUAAACUUCACCGAGCUCAAAUACGAGAAAUCACAGAAUGUAGCAAGAAGGAAACAAAACUUUUGGCAACCUUCUCACUUGGACUAUCCAGCACGCAACACUACGCAGAAGAUGAGGCAGCUGCAAACAACGAGAAGAUACUGGAAGAAUUUGAGCAGUACUUGGGUGAUUUGGAUGAGCUUUUGCAACGCAAGGUAGCGUGCGCUGAAGCACUGCGCGAUAAGAUGCGCCAAUUGCUAGGAGAUGAUGUACUUUGAUGCGAUCAGCAAAUUGCUUAAUUAUCAUUUUUGGUUUCAAUGCAAGACCAUCUAAAUAAUACAA
Messenger RNA from Umbelopsis ramanniana AG, 2576 nucleotides. RefSeq lists its product as uncharacterized. NCBI's taxonomy places the organism in Eukaryota, Fungi, Mucoromycota, Umbelopsidomycetes, Umbelopsidales, Umbelopsidaceae. Gene Ontology annotation, molecular function: microtubule motor activity; ATP binding; microtubule binding. The transcript has 10 exons. The record is from RefSeq and is a predicted model, not a curated record. Bases 125 to 2512 code for a protein of 795 amino acids. Gene Ontology annotation, biological process: microtubule-based movement.